GUCGACGACCUGUUUCAGUGACUACAAUGAUUUCACGCACGUAGAAAACUCCUGUAAAAUAGCCAAGACAUGGAUGACGUUCGAUGGCCCUGAAAUAAGGCAGGACGGCUGAGCUGUUGAUGUAGUGUGGUGGUCGGCAGUCGGAGGCGAAAGGCCGCAGCAGGUCACUUCCACCAGGGAUGGGAGCCGUGUGGACGGACAGCAAGGUUCCCAUACAGCAGAGCAGAAGCAGGGCACCCCUGGUGGGUCCUGAGGAGAGAAUGCUGCCAUGAAGCCCCCAGCCAGGCGCCCCCUGCCCACCCAGCCACCACGGGAGACACCGCUGAGAGAAAGAAAAGACUGGCCUAGAAGAGGAGAAAGUACUUACCAAUCACAAAUCCAUACCAUAGGACUCAUCAAUUGCAUUCCUAGAGGAAUUCCUUCCACGAAAACCUGUACAUGAGUGUUCAGAGCGGCAUUCCUCGUCAGAGCCAGUGAGAACAACUCAAAGGCCUAUCAGUUGAUGAUGGAUAAACAGAACGCGUUCUGCCCCUAUCGUGGCACAGUGUCCCACUAUGAACCAGAGUCAUGGGUUCCCAUGGAUUUCACCAAGCAGUGCCAGGAGCCCCUCCUGUGUGACCGGCAGUGGGCUCCAUGCUCUGAGGAUGGAGAGAAUAAGUCGAGAUUUCUUCCUCAAACUUGGCGGACGUGGCGGGAGCUGGUCCCCAGAGAGGAGGAGGCUGGGGGCCCCACGGAGGAGACCGUGGAGGACCUGCUGGGCCUGGUCUGCAGCCCCCAGUCGCCCUGGGCUCUGCUGGAAGGCUCCAGUGCUGAGGACCUGUUCCUGAGGCAGCUGGCCAUCCGGAAGCCCCAGAUGCUCAAAGAGGACUUCCUGUACUCCUACUUCAGGUCCCUCCAGGUGGUGGACAAAGAGGUGAGCCUGGUGGAUAAAGACCUCCUGAAAUUCCCAAAGCUUGAAGAGUUGGUACUGAGUGCCAAUCAAAUCAAGGAGAUCGAUGCCUUCAAUCUGCCACCAACUCUCAAGGUGCUGGAGCUCUACGGCAACAUCAUCACCAGCAUGAAGUGUCUGUGUGCUCACCCUCCACCAGGCCUCCAGCACUUGGGAUUGGGCCACAACAAGCUUCUGGGCCCCCUGCAAAGCAUGUACAUCACCUCCCAACACUGGCCCAACCUGGUGUCUCUGGACCUGGGCUUCAACGACCUGACAGACCUGCAGGGCAUGAUGGCCAGCCUCAGCACCCUGCAGCGCCUGCGGCUGCUGGUCCUGCAGGGCAACCCGCUGGCCCUGGUGCCCUACUACCGCGGCUUCACCAUCGACAGCCUGGCCCGGCUCUGCGUGCUGGACGACAUCACCGUGUCUUCCAGCGAGAAGCACCAGUUCCAGGGGCUCCGCUACAAAGCGGACGUCCUGGCGCGCGAGGCGCAGUUCGUGGUGACGAUCGGAAACAUCAGAGGGGUUCUGGACUCCUCGGUCCUGGACCCGGAGCCGGGGCCCCAGGGGCCCUUCAUCACCUACAGCUACUACGUGACCUACGACUUCGUGGAGGACGAGGAAGGCGAAGGGAGCGAAUACGGAGGGGUCCUGGCCGAGGGGGCACCCCAAUUUCUCCACCAGGCGAUGUCCCCCACCCCGCCUCCCAGCCCCGCAGCGCCCCCCGGGGGAGGCGGAGGGGUGUGGUUCACGCGGCGCAGACGGCUCCCUCGACGCCUGGGUGACCCCCACCCCCACCCCAGGACAGUCCUCUUCAGCACCGUCCGCAAGCCCUGGGCUGACGUCAUCCCCUGCAACUAUGAGAUGCAGCACACGCUCCGGGACCUGGUGCCGCUCAAGGCCUUCCUGCUGGCCGGGACGACCGUGACCAUCGUGGAGGAGAAGAUUCUCUCCUGGCCCAUGGUGCCACCUCCUGUCGACAGUUCCUCGCAUGCCAAGGGAAAAGGGGAGAAGGAGAAAGAGAAGAAAGAGAAAGAGGAGAAAGAGAAAGAGGAGAAAGACAAGAAAGGGAAAGAUGGGAAAGACAAGGCCGCCAAAGGGGAGAAAGAGAAGGAACAGAAGGGGACCAAGAAGAAGAGAGGGGUCUCUAAGGAGCUUCGCCAGGACCCCCCCAUCCUGCGGGUGCUGGGCAGCGGCCUGGUGGUCCUGGAGCCCCUGCUGGCGGGGGAUCCACUCGUGUCCACCCUGUGCACGUUUGGGGUGAUCCGCACCUUGGAAUCCGACAGGCUGACAUUUCUCAGGCUUUGGAGCCAGGGAAGGCCAAGAACAAGAUGCCAGCCUUGCCAGGUAAGGGCCUCUUCCUGGUUAACAGCCAGGCCCUUCUCAUGUGUCCUCACCUGGUGCAUGAAUUUUCUCAAUGAAAAAAAGUAUAAGGUAAGUACACUUGUCCAUGGAUUAGGAGAUUGAAUAUUAAGAUGUCGGAUUUUCUCAAAUUGAUCUGUAGAGUCAAUGCCAUUUCAGUCAUAAUCCUAGAGGGAUUAAAAAAAUAGAAAUCAGCAAUCUGAUUAUAAAAUGCAUAUGAAAAUGCAAAGGACAUAGGGUCGGCAAAACA
Molecule: messenger RNA, 2543 nt
Organism: Myotis brandtii (Brandt's bat)
Lineage: Eukaryota; Metazoa; Chordata; Mammalia; Chiroptera; Vespertilionidae
Gene: LRRC43
Product: leucine rich repeat containing 43
Exons: 15
Coding region: 503-2398 (631 amino acids)
Molecular function (GO): protein binding
Source: RefSeq, a predicted model, not a curated record